Messenger RNA from Lotus japonicus, 1623 nucleotides. RefSeq lists its product as uncharacterized. The transcript is spliced from 2 exons. NCBI's taxonomy places the organism in Eukaryota, Viridiplantae, Streptophyta, Magnoliopsida, Fabales, Fabaceae. The record is from RefSeq and is a predicted model, not a curated record. Bases 210 to 1181 code for a protein of 323 amino acids.
GAGAGACGGAAGCUUUCAUAGGGGUAGCAGUUGCAGCACGUCACCCGGUUAUUUGGAUUUUUGGAGAAACGUGAGCGCGAAGAUCGGACGCUCUUCCCGAUUUCCCUUCCACCCUUCACUCCACACUUCCAGACCAAACCAAACCAAACCAGACGAUUCCUCUCGAAGCGACGUCGUUCGUUCAUCCCAGUCUCAGGUGCAGUUUGUAAAUGGCUAAAGUUGGUAAGAUGCGGUGCAAGUCCCAAACUCGAGGUCACAGGGAAACCCCAUAUCUUUUAUCUUGUGCAAGAAAAAAUCCGAAAAGUAUUAAAGUAAAGAAAGGCUUUUCUAAAGCAUCAGAAAAGAAAGAUUGGAAAGAUGCAACCUGCUCAGUCUGUAUGGAGGUCCCCCACAAUGCUAUCCUUCUCCUUUGUUCAUCAUAUAACAAGGGUUGUCGUCCUUAUAUGUGUGCUACAAGCCAUCGCUAUUCGAACUGUUUUGAACAGUAUAAAAAGGCAUACACGAAAGCAACAUCUGUUCAAGAAACAGAUGAUCCAAAUUUUGAUUUAGGUGCAGGUGAUCCUAAUGACAAUACAAAAGUUCCUGAACUUCUUUGCCCCCUUUGUCGCCGGCAGGUGAAGGGAUGGACAGUGGUUGAAGCAGCCCGGAAGUCUAUGAAUGCCAAGAAAAGAAGCUGUAUGAAAGAUGAUUGCUCUUUUGUGGGGAACUACAAGGAGCUUAGGAAGCAUGUUAGGUCUAUGCAUCCAUUUUCACGACCACGAGAGGUGGAUCCUGUACGAGAAGAAAAAUGGAAGAGAUUUGAGGGUGAAAGAGAAAGGAGUGAUGUGAUCAGUACAAUUUUAUCUUCAACACCUGGUGCUAUGGUACUGGGGGAUUAUGUGCUUGAGCCAAAUGACCAUGCUUUUUACAGUGAUGAGUAUGAUUCUGAUUCUGAUGAGGAAUAUUUGGAGGAUGAUUUUUUCUCCAUGAGGACCAUUGGUUUGGGGAGUACUAGCCGCUUUUUGUCAAAUAUUAGGUAUAACCAGAUUCAGGGUCAUGCUGCUGAUUCUUUUGAUGUUGAUCAUUUUGGUUUGCGGAGUGUUGCAUCUACAGGUUCUGCUGCUGCCUCUGGACGUGGAAUCCACAGGCUGCUGUUUGAAAGGUCUCGAAGAAGACGGAGGCAUAGGAUACCAGGCAGGUAAAUUCAGAGAUGUCGAGAAAGAGCUGCUCUUCUGCAAUAGUACACCAAUGGCCUUGUCAUGGCUUGUUUAGUUGCUGUGCAAGCACAUUUUUUAUAAUUUAAUUGGCAGAGUAUAGCAGUUGACCUACUUUCUAGCAAUGUACCAUCUCAAGACUUUUCAUUUCAUGGUUUUAGUUUUUCAAAUAGACUGUACAAAAGGCAAAUUUAGAAUGCUCAUUGCCUCUGGUUUCUAGGUUUAGGAGAUUCAGGUCAUUAUGAUUGUUAAAUCCUAUAAGUUGGACUGGUUGUCAUUUGGUCAUGCAAGGCGGUGAAUUGAACAGGUAAUCCGCGAGAGGUGUCCCAAAUAAUUUUGUUUUGAACUGAUGCUUUAUUCUUCCUGUGAUGAUUUGUUAUUGUACAGUUUGAAUUAUUGUAUAAUAAUUCAUCUUUGAUAGUGUUCGGAA